GUGAUCUCUACGCGGUGGACUUAGAAAGUAGUUCGUUGAAAUGCUGCUCAAAGGCUUCCUGCUGUUAUUUUUCACUGCCCAAAUAGCAGCCGAUUUCGAGGCCAUAGGCAUCGAACAAGUUCCCUGGCAAGCCUCGGUGCAAAUCAACAGCAAACAUCACUGCGGAGGAGUGAUAUACAGCGACGAUAUCAUCCUAACCAUUGCCGAGUGUGUGAGGAAGGCCAGAUUGGAGUUCAUCUCAGUGCGAGUGGGAUCUGCCCAGAUAAACGCCGGAGGUAGCGUGCUGACGGUCAGAAAGAUGAGGCUGCAGGUUCUUGGUCUACGGCGGAGUGAUGUGGCCUUACUUCAGCUGAGAUACCCACUGUACUUGGGCGGCGAUGUUCAGACCAUUUCCUUGGCCAGCACUUCGCGUCCUGGAACAAAUGCCUCCGUUUCGGGCUGGGGACAUCUCUCUGCCCUGAAUCCUUCAACGGCAGUUUUGCUGAGGGUCGAUGUGCGCAUGCAAGAUCAUUUGAAAUGCGCGACGGACCAUGCUCUAAAGGGCAGACUUAUCCAUUUGGACGAGAUGUGCGCAGCUCCCACGGGAAAAGUUCCCCACGCCUGUCAAAAAUUUGUUGGCGCUCCCUUGGUUGCCAAUAAUCUACUGUACGGAAUCCUUUCCUGGGAAAGUGCCUGUGACGUCAUCAAAGAAUCUACUAUAUAUGCCAAUAUUCCUAUGCUCAAAGUGUGGAUUGAUGCCACCGCCAAGCUAAUGAAUAUCUUUAAAAUAGGCUAGGAAUCUUUACUUUUUAGCAGAUCAAUGUAAGCACCACCUUUUCAUGUAUACAGUUCAAAAAUCCCCAGUGAAAUCCCCGCACAAUUGGCCAACACAAAAUAUUGCAAAUUGUUUUCGCUUACC
Molecule: messenger RNA, 898 nt
Organism: Drosophila erecta
Lineage: Eukaryota; Metazoa; Arthropoda; Insecta; Diptera; Drosophilidae
Product: hypodermin-B
Exons: 1
Coding region: 41-775 (244 amino acids)
Biological process (GO): proteolysis
Molecular function (GO): serine-type endopeptidase activity
Source: RefSeq, a predicted model, not a curated record